Babjeviella inositovora NRRL Y-12698 is the source of this 2381-nucleotide messenger RNA. RefSeq names its product bifunctional molybdopterin adenylyltransferase MobB/molybdopterin molybdotransferase MoeA family protein. Gene Ontology annotation, cellular component: cytoplasm; cytosol. Gene Ontology annotation, molecular function: molybdopterin molybdotransferase activity. Lineage: Eukaryota; Fungi; Ascomycota; Pichiomycetes; Serinales. The record is from RefSeq and is a predicted model, not a curated record. Gene Ontology annotation, biological process: Mo-molybdopterin cofactor biosynthetic process; molybdenum incorporation into molybdenum-molybdopterin complex. The transcript has a single exon. The coding region runs from base 149 to 2140 and encodes 663 amino acids.
UGCGGCUCUUAUCAGGCAUGGUUUUCCCCGCGAGAUUUGUAACUUCAAAAAGCUCGACGCUUAGUUAUACAGCUUGCUUCAUUAACAUUAUACCCACUUGCCAUUCCAAUCUAAUCAAACCCUAAUUAAAGCCUUUCUUCCACUUCUCAUGUUUCUGGUUGGUGUUUUAAUUCUCUCGGAUGCCUGCUUCCAAGACCCACUGCUCGACGCCACCACUGCCGCUGUAGAAACAGCCUUUGCCGGUGCCAAACACAACUAUACAGUCACCAGCAAGGCAAUUAUUCCGGACGAUUUUGAUGCGAUCCAGUCCAAAAUUAUCGGAUGGAGUGCCAAACCGGGCUUGGACUUGAUCUUGACGUGUGGCGGGACGGGGUUCACCGACCGUGAUAUCACCCCCGAAGCGAUCAGACCCUUGUUGCAUCGUGAAGCGCCGGGUAUUGUCCACCAAUUACUCUCUGAAUCGUUAAAGAUCACCCCGUAUGCCAUUAUGUCGCGUCCCGUCGCUGGGGUGCGUAACCAGUCGGUGGUCAUCACCUUGCCGGGGUCCCCCAAGGCGGCCGUGGAGAAUUUGCAAGCAGUGUUGGGGGUCUUGGGCCAUGCAUUGGCGCAAAUCGGGCUGACAGACUCCAGAGCCUUACACCAGAAGUUCAACCGUACCAUCAACGAUGCAUUGCCCGACAGCGAUUCGUCCCCAGUGGUGCACCCUGUACCUAGCGAUGCUCUGGCAACUUUGCAUAGCAGUUCCCUGCACCAUUGCCCCCACGGGCACACUAAGCCUUCUUGCGGAAUCUCAAAGCACAAACUUGUGUCCAACGACCUUUCCAGUCCCGUGACACUCAGGGCCAGAGCACUGCCGUUUCCGAUGCUUCCAGUGCCAGAGGCGUUGGCGUUGAUCGCAAAGUUUACUCCAGCGCCAACCAAAAUCACUAAGCGAAUCACCGACGAUUUAGCAGGAUAUAUCCUAGCUGAAGACGUCUUUGCGUCUGUUGAUGUCCCCAGUUUCCCGGCCUCCAUUGUGGACGGUUACGCGGUGGUCAGCGCCGACGGAACGGGCACUUACCCCGUAGUGGCGGUGUCGCACGCCAAUGCCUCGGAAAAGACAACGUUACGACCGGGAGAAAUUGCUCGCAUCACCACCGGCGCUCCCGUCCCCUUGGGAGCGGAUGCCGUGGUGAUGGUUGAAGAAACAGAGCUCAUUACUACCGAUGGAACCGAAGAAAAGGAGGUCAAGAUCCUAGCGAUCGGGGUCAAGCCGUUGGAUAACGUCAGAGCCGUUGGAAGCGACAUCCAGAAGGGUACAAAGAUCCUAGCCAAGGGUACCCCGUUCGCUAGUAACGGCAGUGAGGUGGGUGUGCUUGCGAGCGUGGGAGUGACCCAUGUCGCAGUGUUUGCCAAGCCCACCGUAGGGGUCUUGUCCACUGGAAACGAGCUUCUAGACUUGAAGACCUUCACGGGGGAGGUGAAGUACGGACAGAUUUUUGAUAGUAACAGACCGACCCUCUUGUCAGCUGUUAAAAACAGCCACUUUGCGGCGGUGGAUCUUGGGAUUGCAGUAGACAGAGCGGAAUCGCUAGAAGAGGUGAUUCGAGAGGCCUUUGCCCAAUGUGAUAUUCUCAUCACCACUGGAGGGGUUUCGAUGGGCGAGCUCGACUUGCUCAAGCCUGUGAUUGAGCGCAAGCUAGGGGGUGUGAUCCAUUUCGGCCGCGUGGCCAUGAAGCCAGGAAAGCCAACCACCUUUGCGACGGUGGAGAUCGGGGGUUUCACCAAGAUUAUCUUUGGUCUCCCGGGAAAUCCUGCCUCUGCCAGUGUCACCUUUAACUUGUUUGUGUUGCCGUCGAUGAUGAAGAAUGCGGGGUAUGAGCAGUCUGGGGUGGCUACCGUGGACGUGGAGCUUACCCAGGACAUCCGGUUGGACCCCAGACCAGAGUACCAUCGAGUGUAUGUGUUUCAGAAGUACGACGAGGUGACUAAGUUGCACAAACUUGUGGCUGAGAGCACCGGGUUUCAGAGAAGCAGUCGUAUUGGAAGCAUGAAGGGUGCUAAUGGGUUGUUGUGUUUGCCGUCAUCUAAGACGGCAGGGAGUGUGUUGAGGGCUGGUGAGCAUGUCAAGGCCAUGUUGAUUGACUCCCUAAGGAAUUAAAGUACAAGAGUGUGAGAAGUUUGAAAAAUAUCUAUGUCGACAUACCAGAGAAUACAGAGGGUUUGGAGGGGGAAGUUUAGUAACUUUGACACCACAUGCAAUCUAGUACAGGUAGAUUUAUCAGUGGAGAUUCGGUGGUCAGCUUAAGUAAAUGAGGUGGUUUGCAGGUACGUAAUAUAAAUAGCCUAAGUUCGUUAAAAUCCAUAAUUUCUGGUAAGUGACAAUUCGUCACGCAUCUCAG